Messenger RNA from Pocillopora meandrina, 370 nucleotides. The record is from the annotation of a GenBank genome assembly. NCBI's taxonomy places the organism in Eukaryota, Metazoa, Cnidaria, Anthozoa, Scleractinia, Pocilloporidae.
AUGUCAGAUUUCCCAAGCCCACAACCUCUCGACAUUGAAUACGGAUCUUUGGAUGAGAAUUGGCAAUCCGAGACAGGCAAACGAGACGCGCUUCAACCUGCCUUCAGGUUCGAAGUAACUCAAAUUGUUUUUGUUCAAAUUUCCCUCAGGCUAACAAAUGACGGCUCUAUUGAUUGCACUUUCUGUCUAUCUACAGGCUUGUGAUCCCGACAUCUUUCCGAACAUCCACCUGUUGUUGCGAAUUGCAUGUACAAUUCCAGUAACAUCAGCUGAUAACGAACGCCCAAACAGCACUUUAAAACUAGUCAAGGGCUACCUCAGCCACGAUGACAACCAAGAGACUCUUUGGCCCAGCUUUAAGGAGUAUUCA